This is a messenger RNA of Ostreobium quekettii, 975 nucleotides long. The record is from the annotation of a GenBank genome assembly. NCBI's taxonomy places the organism in Eukaryota, Viridiplantae, Chlorophyta, Ulvophyceae, Bryopsidales, Ostreobiaceae.
AUGGAGGUUGGACAGGUCGUGGAGCAGUGCCAGUCCCUUGCCGAUGGCAUAUGGGCAGCAGCAGCUUCUGUCAAGACCUACGAAUCUGCUUGCAAGACACUUGCCAGGUUUUCCUUCAGGAUUGUUGCUGUGUUGAAGCUGCACUUGGGAUUCGUGCACCUGUGGGAUCACGGCACCAAAGCUGCGGUCGCUCGCCUACAGGCCUUCCUAAGAAUGGGCCUGCAGCUGGUUGAGGACUGCCAUCGAACAAAGCACAUGAUGAACCUGCUGUGUUCUGAUACAACAGUGGAGAAGUUCAAAGCGUGGGCAGAGGCAAUGCAUGGUGCAUUGGGGGAAUUGAAAACGUGGGGGAGGGAGGAAGAAGUGGGGGACGAUCAGGUGCGACAAGAGCUGAGAAAGGACAUCCAAAACUUGCAGGCUCAGAUUAGUGGCGACGUGUUCUUCCACGGUGAAUCGGAGUGGCGAGAGGGCUUUUCUGAGCAACUAGUGGCAGCGCUGGAUGCAGGCUUGGAGGCACCGUCCAUGAAGGCGAUCAGCGACCUGAUGGAAACCGUUGUGACAAGAGCUGGCAGGCAGAUUCAAGCACUGGACAUUGCCGACCUCCAGAAGGCCCUCCGGAACCCUGAAACGCUGGCGGGCAGCCCCUUCACCAAGGACCACGUUUACGUCAUGCUUCUGUCCAUCCUGCGGCACGGAACCCAGGCCACGAGCCUGGACGGCAUCGUUGACGUGCCCUCCUGCUUCCGCUGCCCAAUCAGCAUGGACCUCAUGAGGGAACCCGUGAUGCUGAUCGAGACUGGUCAGGUGUACGACAGGGCGAUGAUCGAGGCAUGGUUCGAGGGCGGCCACGACACGUGUCCUGUCACUCAAAAACGGGUCUACCAUCGCAGAUUGAAGACUGUGCACAGCUUGAAGAGUGACAUCCACGAGUUCGCCACGCGGUACAGCGUGACACUGGACAAGCAGGUGUGGUGA